AUGAUAAGAACAGUAGAUGAUUAUGACUAUCUCUUCAAAAUCAUAUUGAUAGGAGACUCAGGCGUAGGUAAAUCAAAUAUCUUAUCAAGAUAUACUAGGAAAGAAUUCAAUCUCGAAUCCAAAACUACAAUUGGUGUAGAGUUUGCCCAGAAGAAUAUCAUAAUCGAUGGAAAAACAGUAAAGGCACAGAUUUGGGACACUGCAGGUCAGGAAAGAUACAGAGCAAUUACAACUGCUUAUUAUAGAGGUGCUGUAGGCGCAUUGCUUGUAUAUGACAUUUGCAAAGAGAGUUCUUUUCAAAACCUAGACAAGUGAUUUGGAGAACUUCGAGAGCACGCUGAUACACAAAUAGUUAUCAUGCUUAUUGGCAACAAGUCUGACCUUAAACAUUUGCGAGCAAUCAAAACAGAGGAUGGGGCAAGGUACGCUCAGCAACAUAAAAUUGCUUUUAUUGAGACUUCAGCUUAUGAUUCAUCUAACAUUGACUUGGCUUUUGAAAGAAUCUUGAAUGAAAUUUUUCAAAUUACUGUUAGGGUAGGCACUGGAGGAGCAUUUGGGAGACCUUCAAUUGGACCCAGCAGAAGGAUUGAUGCGAGAGAUGAAAAUAUUGUUGUAACAAAUGAUAAUCAAAAUAAAAAGAAAAAAGAUUCAGGCUGCUGUUAA
Blepharisma stoltei is the source of this 663-nucleotide messenger RNA. Lineage: Eukaryota; Ciliophora; Heterotrichea; Heterotrichida; Blepharismidae. The record is from the annotation of a GenBank genome assembly.